Musa acuminata subsp. malaccensis (wild Malaysian banana) is the source of this 1807-nucleotide messenger RNA. RefSeq names its product UDP-glycosyltransferase TURAN. The record is from RefSeq and is a predicted model, not a curated record. Gene Ontology annotation, molecular function: mannosyltransferase activity. Gene Ontology annotation, cellular component: endoplasmic reticulum. Lineage: Eukaryota; Viridiplantae; Streptophyta; Magnoliopsida; Zingiberales; Musaceae.
CCUAAGCAGCAUCACCGCAAUCGCAUUAUAGAUUUGGAUCGAGGGAUUCUUCGUUGCAAGGUACAGAGACGACGAUGGGAUCGACGGAGAAGAAGAGAGCCAGAGCCGCAGUGGUCGUCCUUGGCGAUAUCGGUCGCAGCCCGCGCAUGCAGUACCACGCCCUCUCCCUCGCUGAACAGGCAAAUCUAGAGGUGGACAUCGUAGCAAAUGGAGGUAGUGAUCCUUAUGUGGCUAUAAGAGAGAACCAUUCUAUUCAUUUGUACCAAAUGAGGUCCAUACACCUCAGAGGAUUAUCAAAGAUAUCAAGUGCAUUGACACUAGUAAUCAAGGCUGCAUUGCAGUUUGUUAUCUUAGUUUGGUUUCUUUGUGUUAAGAUUCCUCGUCCAGAUGUUUUCCUUGUGCAGAAUCCACCAUCUGUUCCCACAUUAGCUGCUGUCAAACUGUCUAGCUGGUUAAGACGAUCUAAAUUUAUAAUUGAUUGGCACAACUUUGGAUAUACACUUCUUGGGUUAUCCCACGGAAGAAGUCAUAUAAUUGUGAAAACCUACCAUUGGUUUGAAAGUUAUUUUGGGAGGAUGACGGAUGGCUCAUUAUGUGUUACAAGGGCAAUGCAACAUGAACUUGCUGAAAAUUGGCGAAUCAAAGCAACUGUGCUUUAUGAUCAGCCACCUGAGUUCUUCCAUCCUACUUCAAUGAGGCAGAUGCAUGAGUUGUUUUCUAGGUUGCAGAAUGAUAUCUGUCGGCCAAAUGGAGUUUGCGACUAUGUUAGUGCUGUUGCAAUGCAAGAAGGUUUGGAUACUGAUGAGGCCAUCACCGAGUUGAAUCAAUCUAGUGAUACAUUGUUUAGUUCUCAGAUUGACAGUAACAUUUUUUUGAAACCAAACAGACCAGCCCUUGUUGUCAGUAGUACAAGUUGGACUCCAGAUGAAGAUUUUAGCAUACUUCUUCAAGCAGCACUCAUGUAUGAUAGGCGUGUUGCUGCAGCCCUAGGUGAGAAUGAUUCAAUCGUUGAAGAGAAGUUGUGGAUGGACAUCAGCAACGGGGAACAGCAAUUGUACCCUCGAUUGUUGUUUGUCAUAACUGGUAAAGGGCCUGAAAAGAAGAAAUACGAAGAGCAGAUAAAGAAGUUAAAGUUGAGGCGUGUGGCCUUCAGAACGAUGUGGCUAUCAGCUGAGGAUUAUCCAUUGUUACUCGGCUCUGCAGAUCUUGGUGUAUCCCUGCACACUUCUUCAUCUGGUUUGGACCUUCCCAUGAAGGUUGUUGAUAUGUUUGGAUGUGGACUGCCUGUGUGUGCUGCUUCAUAUUCUUGCAUUAAGGAACUUGUUAAAGUUGAGAAAAAUGGGCUACUAUUUUCAUCACCAUCUGAGCUUGCUGAUGAAUUUAUGAUGCUUUUCAAAGGCUUCCCAGAGAAAUGUGAGGCCCUGAAAUCUUUGAAGGAUGGUGCUUUAGCUACAAGCUCAAGCUCAAGAUGGUCCACAGAAUGGGAGAGUCAUGCGUUGCCACUGAUUUCUGAGGUCAUAUCAGAGAAACAAAGAUGACAGCUGGUGGAACCGUCAGUAUUUGAAGAUAAUUCUUUGCUUGAAAUCAAGGAUUUCCACUGAUGUUGUUUCCAUGCCUGAUUCAAUGAUCUUAUAAAUGUCAUGGGGGCAUACAGGACAUAUGAAAGCUACAAACAGCAAUGAGUAAAAACUUGAACAAACUUUUGUUUGGGCUAAUUUUACAUGUAACUGUAUCACAUAUUAUAACUUAGUGUCAUAUUUGGAGUGUGCUUGGAUAUGAUAUCAUUGUUGGAAAGUUAAUUUUGCUG